Messenger RNA from Neoarius graeffei (lesser salmon catfish), 7453 nucleotides. It is a transcript of the gene dennd4a, whose product is annotated as DENN/MADD domain containing 4A. The record is from RefSeq and is a predicted model, not a curated record. The transcript has 30 exons. Gene Ontology annotation, molecular function: protein binding. Lineage: Eukaryota; Metazoa; Chordata; Actinopteri; Siluriformes; Ariidae. Gene Ontology annotation, biological process: regulation of Rab protein signal transduction. Gene Ontology annotation, cellular component: cytoplasmic vesicle. The coding region runs from base 251 to 5425 and encodes 1724 amino acids.
AUAAGCGCGUGCGCGAGAAUCCGAGCCCAGAGCGCAUCCCAAAGCAGCGCGCGCGAGGCUGAUGUGGUGACGGAGGAAUAAUAAUAAAAAAAAUAGAUAAAGAAUUUGUGUUUUUAUAUACAGCGGAAGAUCAGAGGUAUAUCCUGCAUUAACAUUUCAAAUAAGAAAGCGGCUGAGCUUCUAUACUGAUCAUCAGAGCGCAGUUCAACUGAAACCCUCUACGGUUCUCUCUCUAUGGGGAAGCUAGAAGAUGGAGGACAAAAGCCCACGUGUAGCGGACUACUUUGUGGUGGCAGGACUCACUGACUCCUCAGAACCCUUCGAAGAGGACAAGACAUGCCAUGAAAGCUGCCAGAGGAGCUCAACCCAAGCCGAGGCUCCAAUCACAGAUGUGGCGGUGGUGUUUCGCUCUCAGGGCGAGGACGUGCCGCGGGGCUAUAGCUGCAUCGAGUGUACUCCCUCGGGCCAUCCCGCUGAACUAAAUGGAGGCAGCAUCAUGGGCCCACAGAUCUUCUUGUGCUACAGGCGAGGACGAGACAAACCGCCUCUCACUGACCUUGGUGUCCUGUAUGAGUGGAGGGAGAAGCUAAAACCAGGAUGUCACAUCAUCCAAACCACACCUUCCGGUCGCCCUGCCAACAUCAGCAGCUCUUCUUCACAGAGAAUUUACAUCACGUACCGCCGUGCACCCGAGUGCCAUUCUCAUGCCACGUUAGCCGUUACAGACGUUUGUGUUAUCGUUCCCGGCAAAGGAGAAACACCACCAUAUGCCUUUUGCAAAGUGGAUAAAAAUCUAAACAGCAGUAUGUGGGGGUCCUCUGUGUACCUGUGCUACAAAAAGUCUUUGGCUAAAACGAACACUCUUGCAUUCAAAGCAGGCCUGCUGUCACGGUACCCAGAAGAGGACUAUGAAUCGUUCCCUUUGCCCGAGUCAGUGCCCCUCUUCUGUCUGCCAAUGGGAGCAUCCAUAGAGUGCUGGCCCUCUCGAACAAAAUACUCUCUCCCUGUAUUCUCAACAUUUGUUCUCACUGGAGCUUCUGGAGAGAAGGUUUAUGGUGCAGCGAUCCAGUUUUACGAGGUGUACCCAGAAGAGCGUCUGACUGACAGACAGCGCACACAGCUGGGCCUGCAAGCCAUUGGCCUUAAUGCUGAGGACUCCAUCACGGUCCACACCAACAAGAGCAUCUGCCUUCUUUCUCGCUGGCCCUUUUUUGACGCUUUCCGCACUUUCCUCACCUUCCUGUACCGCUACUCAAUUUCUGGGCCUCACACAUUGCCCAUUGAGAAGCAUAUCUCUCAUUUUAUGCACAAAGUUCCUUUCCCAUCUUCUCAAAGACCACGCAUUCUGGUCCAGUUAUCGCCACACGAUAGCCUCAUGUUGAGCCAGCCUGUCUCCUCUCCUCUGCCUCUGAGUGGUGGAAGUCUGUCCACACUGCUGCUAAACCUGGGUCCUAAAAACGCAGUGACUCUUCUGGUUCUGGCUGUGACCGAACACAAGAUUCUGGUGCAUUCACUGCGGCCAGCUGUGCUAACCAGUGUUACCGAGGCUCUGGUGUCCAUGAUCUUUCCCUUCCACUGGCCAUGCCCAUACAUUCCCCUGUGCCCACUGGCACUGGCUGAUGUGCUGAGUGCUCCAUGCCCCUUCAUAGUUGGUGUGGACUCGCGCUAUUUUGACCUGUAUGAGCCACCGGCUGACAUCAGCUGCGUGGACUUGGACACCAACACCAUCUCGCACAAAGAAGAUCGCCGAGCCCUGACAUGGAAGAUCCUGCCAAGGAAAGCCUGCAAACGUCUGAUCAACACCCUCAGCAAUCUCCAUCAGCAGCUGGUGCAGGAUUAUUUGCUGAGUCGCGAGGAAGGCCAGAUAGAUGCAGCCAUGAGUGAGCGGGACCCUGGCAGUGGCAAGAAGAGUCUCCAGUCAUUAGAGCUAGAGAUCCAAGAAGCCUUCCUGCGCUUCAUGGCCGCCAUCUUAAAGGGUUACCGCUCCUACUUGCUUCCCAUUACUCAGGCUCCCUCAGAAAAAGCGACCGAUGCCAGCUCUCUCUUUGACCUGCAAGGGUUCCUGAAGAGCCGUGAUCGCUCCCAUCAGAAGUUUUACUCCCUCAUGACCAAGACCCAGAUGUUCAUUCGCUUUAUUGAGGAGUGCUCUUUUGUCAGCGAUAAGGAUGCAAGCUUGGCGUUUUUUGAUGACUGUGUAGACAAGGUGGACAGUGAGAAGCCGGAAGACACCAGGCUUAUUGAGCUGGACAAAUCGCAUCGCAGUGAGCACACAGUGUUCAUCACACCUCCAGAGCUACCACCUGUGCCUGAGGGAGAGGAGCCCUCCGUACUUUAUAGCUACAGCGGCUUUCCCGUGCUGAAUGCUGAACUCUGUGAACCCCAGGAGGGCCCAGGCAUCCCUAUGGCAACUUCAAACUCCAGACACACCAGCCCAGGGAGCCCAGCAGCCAUUUUCCGCCGCUCUAAACAGGAGAUUAAAUCAGCCCAGCGUAUGGCCAAGACAUACUCAUCCAUACCUCACAUGUGGUCCAAGUGUCUGCUGCGCCACUGCCAUGGCCUGUGGUUCAUCUGCCUGCCAGCCUAUGUAGCAGCGUGCCACUCUAAGGUCCGGGCACUCCGAGCUGCCUAUGAUGUCCUGAGGAUGAUGCAGGACAAGAAGCUACAGCCACCUGAUGAGGUGUGUUAUCGGAUCCUGAUGCAGCUCUGUGGUCAGUAUGGGCAGCCAGUCCUGGCUGUUCGGGUGCUGUUUGAGAUGAAGAAGGCUGGAGUUCAGCCUAAUGCCAUAACAUACGGAUACUAUAACAGAGCGGUGUUGGAGAGCACAUGGCCUUCGUCCACUAGAGGGGGCUAUUUCCUCUGGGGUAAACUGCGCAACGUGGUCCGGGGUGUGGUGCAGUUCAAACAAGUGUGGAGGAGACAGGCUAGUCAUUCCAAAGACCCCCAUCUCUCAGACGCCAGUGACCUGGACAGCGUGAGCCACGGCAGUCUGGACAGCACUAAUGACUCAGCAGAGCGAGGAUCUAUUGAUACUGACUUCACCAAAAUGGACUCCAGCGAUGAUGGAUCCAGCACAGGUGGACAAUCAGAUCAGGGCUAUGACUCAUUGUCUAAAGAGGAGGUGCGGAUUGGGGGAGGAGAAGAGCAGGACAGCUCUCCUCACAUGAAGGAGAAGAAGGAGAGAGACAGCAUUCCACUGCCCAAGACAGGAGCUGUAUCUAUAAAAAAGGACUCAUCUGCUGCCCUGAGACCACUGUACCCCUCAGGUAUAAGAGACAGUGCAGCUGUACCCAAGCGUCCCAACUCAUUGGACAUCUUUGGGAAAAAUACUGUGAGGCCCAGUACAUUAGAGCUGACUUCUGAUCAGCUGCUUAACGUCUCUGAAGAGUGUGAACAAAAACAAGCUUAUCUGGAUGAGGAGGAGGUCGAGGAAGCAACAGGCACCACAUACCCACUCAAACCUGCCGCAGAGAGGAGCACAUGUUGCACAGUUGCCACGGAGACUAGCAUUAGCAAUUCACGCUGCAGUGUGGCACGGAGCGUGAGCUUCAGCAGCACUCUAGGCCAUGUGCCGCAACGAGCAGGUAUCGAGUCUGGCUUUGAUCCGUUAUCCCUUCUGGCAGCCGAGAGCAAGGCUGGCAUGCCAGAUGAGCCAGGAGAAACAAAUGAUGCCCCUGGCAAACGCCGUCACCUGGCUGAGGAGAUCCAGCUUCACAUGGAGCACCUGAGCAGCCCUGUGAGCCAGCGUUCACUCAGCACUGAUCUACGCAGCAUCCAGAGCCCCUCGUCACACAGCUCACCACUGCAGACUGUUAUACCAGGCUCGCCAAGCACCCAGUUACAGCCCCAGCCCCGGAGCAGACUAUUCUCCUCACCCUCACUGCCACUGGGAUGCCCACGUAGGAGCAAGGAAGCCCGGCCCACCUCAUUAGCAUCACCCUCCUCGCCCACACCUUCUGCCUCCUCCUUCUCCAUGGAAUCCCUGCUCACACCCACAUUAGACGUAUUCAGGAACAGCUUCAUGUCUGCAGGCAAGGGCGUGGCUGAGAAAGCCAGCCGUCUCUAUUCGAGGCUGUCCUCACAGACUUCCAUUGCACAGGAUCUGAACUCUGAUCGGGUCAGCGUGUCUUCUCUGGGCUCAGGUGAGCCUGACUGCUCAUCUCUGUUUGAGGGUGAACUCUGUCCUGACCCAGAAGCGCUCUCCUCCCCCCAGAGAGAUGCCUCUGUCAGCGUCGCUUCCUUCAAGAGGAGUCCUAACAGGAACAGCCGCUGCUUAGAGAGUCCUCCUGCACCUCCCAGGCUUUUCCGCCAGGCCUCCCUCCUUGGAUCAUCACUGGCAGUAGUGAAAGCUCCACAAACCCCAGAUGUGUUUCCUGAUGCUAGCCUCACACCAGCCCAGCAGAAUUAUGACAUAGAGGUACGCAUGUCCAGUUGCUCACGCUGCAACACCUGCGAGUGCCUGGCAUAUGAUGAGGAGAUCAUGGCUGGCUGGACAGCUGAUGACUCCAAUUUGAAUAGCACUUGCCCUUUCUGUGGCUCAGCCUUCUUGCCCCUGCUUAAUGUGAACAUCCAAGACCUGACCAGCCGGGACAGAAUUCCUGUUCGAGACCUGCCUAGUUCCCAGACGGAAACAAAUGGUGUUUCAGAGAUUCAGGAGGAGCCAAGCAGUGAAUCUACAGACAGAGCCUCCAACAGUGCUAGCAGUAGUACAGAGCCAAUCACUGUGCCCUACUUGAGUCCUCUGGUGCUGUGGAAGGAGCUUGAGAGCCUCUUGGAGAACGAGGGCGAGGAGGUUAUCUCCUCACCUGCCAUUGUGGACCACCAUCCCAUUGUCUUCUGGAAUCUGGUGUGGUUUUUCCGCAGGCUGGAGCUGCCCAGCAGCCUGCCCGCCCUUAUCCUUAGCUCCAAUCACUGCAGCCAGAACAUGCAGAUUGAUCCACAGACCGUCCAGAGCAAUGCCUCAGAGGACAGUAAGAAUGUGUUAGUCCAGAUUUUGUGGGACAACCCCAAACUGCACCAGGACCCUAUCCCACCCUGCUACAUGCUGUGGAAUGCGCACUGUUCAAACUCUAAUGUUUGUGCCUCCUCUGUGCUGGAGGAGAAACAUCCUGUGAGCCUGGAGCUUCUCCAGAGUGUUGUCAAGAGCAUUCAGAAGAAUGAUGUCUACCAGCCCAUGAGCCAGAUACUUCAGCUGCUUGGUACCAGACUGGGAUUCAUCAGGCAACGGAGCCUGUAUAGAGACAUCCUAUUCUUGACAUUGGUAGCAUUGGGCAAGAAUAGUAUCAACAUUGAUGCUUUUGACCGUGAGUACAAGUUAGCGUACGAUCGACUGACCCCCAGCCAGGUCAAGCUGACUCACAACUGUGACCGCCCACCCGGUGCUGGAGUCAUGGAGUGUAGGAGGACUUUUGGGUUGCCGAGUCUGUGAUUUCUCUCAUCCCAUGGUUCUCUCACUUCUUCUUUCUCUCCUUCAGUCACCAAGAGGAAGAGAUGUGAAAUCUGAGACAGCCAAAGAAGAAGGAUUCACUACUUCCAAAGCUACCUCUGGCUCGAAACAGGGCCAUGUAGACACUUUGAGGCAUUUUCCAGCUCUCUGUUAAAACCAACAUGUGUGUGGCCCAUUCCUAUUUACUGUGUACUACCUUUAAACACUAUGUCAUAUAUUGUAAAUGGUUCUGUUUACCUCGUAUAAUCCCCUAAAUUUCAACCUUCUACACAUUUCACUCUGGAUUCCCAGGACACAUUUAAACAUUUAGCCUCACUCAGGUAAUAUUGACUACCGAGGCCAUUGUAGAUUAGGAGCAAUAUCAUCUAGUGCUCAGGUCAUAGCAUCACUCAUCACUAUUAAAUCACACAGAGAGGACAGUGGCAUGGUUUUGGGACCAGUAGCAGUAUGUAUUGUAUUAGUUAGGACCCUUAGUAGAAAAGCACAAUGAACAAACCCGUAUGAAACUUUGAAGUUUUCUGAGAUUCCUCUCACAGAAGCACUUGUAUAUUAAAACAAAAGUCACCUUUCUGUAUAUAACCUAUUAUUCUAUUAUUUAGAAUAUUUGUAUUAUAAAGGUAUAUUUUAAACCUUGUAUUUGUUAUAACUGAGUUGUCUUCAUACGUAAAGACAGUACCAAGCAGUGUAUUGGUUUUAAUUUGCAAGUGUGUUGUCUAUGAAUAUGGUCCUGGAGACCAUUUAUCGUGAUAUCUGUGAAGCGUAUUGUCUUUUGAAUAGGUGAGGUACAGAACUGGACCAAAUCGGAUGUUAACUCAUAAAUUAAAUGACUGUUUAAGGAGUGACGAAAGGUGACUAAUAAUAUAUGAAUAUUGUAAUCCAACUAAACAAUGCCUUAUGAAAGGUCAAAUGAGCUGCAGAACUGAAUGGAAACCAACUAAAAAUGCAUAGAAUACAUUUAAACUCUUCUCUUACAUACAGUAUUAGGGAUGUACCAAUUCUAUAACUACAGGCUUAAAUGAAUAAUUUCCAUUUUCACAUAAGCUGAUGCUUUUAUUUUAAAAUUGUGUUUAAUUAAAGCACACCUAUGGAUACUUUGGCAUCUUAUUAAACACAUUAAGGGAAUACUUAGGUCCUGUCAGACAGUUUUCAAUAUGUUUGUUUUCUCUCUCUCUUUUUUUAAAUAUGUCUUUAUACAUAAGUUAAAUCUGCAUGUACAAACAUAGACGUGUUUACAAAAUGGCAGUGUUCUGCUGUUGGAGCUUUUCAUUCCAGUAUUAUCACAUUUUAUUUAAUAUAUGAACUGUUUAUCGUACAAUUUGAAAUGGUACGUAUUUAUGGUACCUGAGACGAAAUUUACAGAUAUAAAGAGCACACGUGCAUUUAAUUCUGUUAUAUCUGUAACAGAACACUAUCUGAGUGAAGAAUUUACGUUAGCUGCAAGAAAUAUAUAUUUGCAUAGCUUAAUCUAACUUAAUUUGCUUUGGUAAUACUAAUUUAAGCUACACUGUACACUUUAUUGCUCAGUGUAGUAGUACACAGUCUACCAUUAGGAACUGUUACAUAUUAGGCAUUGUAUGCAUUACACUUGGCAUGUGAUGUUUAUGUCACUAGCUGUAAUGAAGAAUAUCACUCCAAAGAAUUAUAGUCUACUCAUUUUGACCAGAUGCUGUGCAAGUAUAUGAAAUUUGAUGCCCUGACACUGCCAUUCAUGAUUUUGCCUGUUUUCUAUAACCUAAAUCCUUAUCUGGCUGCAUUACUAAAAUCUAACUGAUGUUUUGAGUGGCAAGCUAAUUACAAAUAUAUUUCAGUGUGUAAUAAGUUCAAUAUUGUUGAAAGUUGGUUUAUGAAAUGAUUUUUGUAAGUUAAAGUACUGUUGUGGCCCAAUGCGUUUUACACAUAUUAUUUCUUAUGUUUAUUCCUGUUUAUAUUGUAUAGUCCUUAUUUCGCCAGAUCAAGGUGGGAUCUGCAAAAGCUGUUUAUAACUGUAAAUAAACUCACUUGAAUGGUCAA